ACUAAGUGACGUGCACCAUAGAUGGAUAAUUGAUAAGAAGCUAUCAAUUAUCCGAUUUAUUAAUCUCCCGCCACUACGACGGGCGCCCACGAGCGCCCAUAGGGAUCAUUGUUCAACCGACUCGGAUUUGAACAAAAAACCGAAGUUUUGGCAGACAAGCAUGUGUACGAUGUUUUACACACCACAUACCUGUGGGUGUCAGAAGGACUCAAAGUUUGUCCAAUGCGAGGCACGCCAAGGUACAAACGUCCGUUGUUCCCCGUACGCCAGGGAACAGCUGGGACAGGCAGGAAACUAUUGCGAGAAUCAUCUAGUGAAAGACACUGCACUUCUACAGAUGCGUCUGUCACGGUGAAGAACCGGCAGAGCCAGCCAGUAGUACCAAAGUAAUACCAGUACAACCUGCUAUAAGUUACUCUAUGAUACGUGUAUGGUGAGAUUAUAUUAGAGUUACAGCAAAGUUGACUCGAGUGCUAUCACGGGUGCUUAGAGCAAUAACGAGACGAGUGUACUAAAUAAAUGGAAUACAGCAACAUGAACUCGGAAUAUCGUCCUGCAAGCCCAACAGCUUAUCCUGACCUCAAGGCCUCACCGGCGGAGUCUGUGAAUAUUCGGAAUACUUAGGCAGCCAAACUAUUAAUA
Messenger RNA from Suillus subaureus, 642 nucleotides. RefSeq lists its product as uncharacterized. NCBI's taxonomy places the organism in Eukaryota, Fungi, Basidiomycota, Agaricomycetes, Boletales, Suillaceae. The transcript has 4 exons. Bases 161 to 355 code for a protein of 64 amino acids. The record is from RefSeq and is a predicted model, not a curated record.